This is a messenger RNA of Botrytis cinerea B05.10, 1517 nucleotides long. RefSeq names its product Bcrad14 (gene Bcrad14). Gene Ontology annotation, biological process: nucleotide-excision repair involved in interstrand cross-link repair; nucleotide-excision repair, DNA damage recognition; UV-damage excision repair. Gene Ontology annotation, cellular component: nucleotide-excision repair factor 1 complex. Gene Ontology annotation, molecular function: damaged DNA binding. Bases 117 to 1241 code for a protein of 374 amino acids. The transcript has 3 exons. NCBI's taxonomy places the organism in Eukaryota, Fungi, Ascomycota, Leotiomycetes, Helotiales, Sclerotiniaceae. The record is from RefSeq and is a predicted model, not a curated record.
GAACAUUUUAAACUUGUCGCCACUUCCCCAAGUUCAGCCUUGCUACAAAUUAACUCUACAAAAUACAUGCAACAUCAACAAUUUCAUUAUUGCCAUAUUUUAUACAAUUUGACAUUAUGGAAAGAUCAAAUACUCCCCCGCCUGCUAGAAGAACUAGAUCUCAAGUCACAUCACCGCCAACACCUGAUGUUAAGAGAAGAAUAGAAGAAAACAGGCUCAAGGCUAAAGCACUCCGCGAGCAAUCUAUAGCUCGCGAGAAAGCAUCCUCUAUAAAUGAUACCAAUCGUACUCCCUCAGGUUUCAUUGCUACUCCCGACAUAACCCUCGCAGGCCAAAAACGCACUCACGCCUCUAUUUCAACCUCAUCAGUUCCAGCCACUUCUCGCGAUGCGCGACAAACUACCAAAGAUGCGCGAGCCGAUGAUUCCUCACUACAAGCUGCGCGGAAGUUUCGGAAAUACGUUGAUCAUGAUUUCAGUAAGAUGACGGAUACGAAAGGUGGAUUCUUAGCUGUAGAGGAUGAUCCAUGGAAUAAGGCAUUACAUACAUCGAAAGAGGGCGAGAAACCUGCGCAUAUGACACUAAAGGAAUGGGAAAGACAUCAGUUAUUAAAAGGGUUGCGAAAUAGGAAAGAGGGACCUUUUGAACCCGGCUUGAGUGUGCUUGGAGGGGAUAAUAAGAAGUGUAGAGAGUGUAAAAGUUUAGAGAUUGAUUUUGUGUGGGAUGAGGUCUUUAAAUGUAGGGUCUGUAAUGGGUGUAAGGAGAAGUUUCCGGAGAAAUAUAGUUUGUUAACUAAGACGGAGGCAAAGGAGGAUUAUCUUAUUACAGAUCCGGAAUUAAAAGAUGGAGAGCUACUGCCACAUCUGAAUAAGCCCAAUCCGCAUAAAUCACAUUGGCAUGACAUGAUGUUGUUCCUACGAUAUCAAGUGGAGGAAUAUGCAUUCAAGACGAAGUGGGGGAGUGCAGAAGCAUUAGAUGCGGAAUUUGAAAAGAGAGAAGCAGAAAAGAAGAAGAGGAAAGAAGAAAAGUUCAAGAGUAAAUUGAAAGAAUUAAAGAAGAAGACGAGAACCGAAGCAUAUAGGAGGGGUUUAGCGGGCGAUGGAAAAGGUGGAAAGUUUGGAGAUGCGAUUAGUAAUGGGAAACACGAACACGAAUGGGGUCAAACGGUGGAGAAUGAAGAUGGAAUGAGUGUGAAGAGUUGUAUAGAGUGCGGGAUGGAGGUUGAAGAAUUGGAAUUUUAAGGAGGGUAUGGGUAUGGGUGUGGGUAUGGCAUUGAUAUAUUGAGUUACAUCUUACAUCUUAAUGAGUCUUGAGAGCGAUAUGGGAGGGAUUUGGAGUCUGCAAGUCAUAUCUAUGACCAUCGUGAUCGAGGCUGGAAAGGCUAGACUUUGUUAAUUUUCCGAGGCAUGCAUAUGUACAUGAAGGAUAUCUACGAAUCCUUCAGCAAUAAUCAUACUACAACACUUGCUUUUUGUAUGACAGGGAUGCACACAUGAAUUCCUUUUUGGCCUUAUGCA